GACACACCGAGGCGGACGAUUUAGGAGAUCUCCUAUCCGCCAGCGAACUGCUUUUUGGUCAGAGGAUGGGUCGGAAAACCACCCCUUCCCCCUCACCCGCCCAGAAGAGGACCGGGCGGCUUGAACGCCUUGUUUUGGGGAGGUGGGAAGCGGCGCCUCUGAACUCCAGUCACGUUUGAUGGAGCCAGAAGCAUGCGCACAAACGAAGCACGGAGCUGUCCAAGUGCUGAAAUGUAUAGUCCGUGUGUAAGGAUCAUGGGCUUUCCCCCUCCCUCUCAUUCCAGCACACGGAGAGUAGCUGUUCCCACCCUCACCCCCCCCCCCCCAAGCUUAGCACCAAUCAUACUCUUUCGAUAUUUAUAAGUUGGUGAUAAGGAAUAGAGGGUCGAAGGCAGACUGUCUCUUCCCUCCAACCCUCGUGCGUAUUUUUAAGGACGUUUGGCACCCAUUCCGAAAAAAACAAAACCAGCUCCUGAAGACAGAUCAACGUGACAGCGUUAUACCCCCCCCCCCUUUCUGUCUGUCUUUCUUUUUUCUUUUUUGCAUGAUGUUAAGGUAAAAAAGGAUUGAAGGGGGGAUUCUGGGGGGAGGGAGGGAGGGAUCCAGUCUUUGGGUAGAGCGAGUGGCCAAUUCCAGAUGCUUGGUACCUUUUGCUGCUUGGGAUGAGCCGGGGUUUCAUCUAACCAUGAUUCCAAGGACUGGUACUUUUGAUUUCCUGCCAUCUCCACGACAUGCCGAUGAAGGUCUUCUUUUCCUGAUUCUAAAGAAUUUUAAAUUAUUGCUGGAUUUGGGGAUUUAGGCACAGUGUCGUACUUUCGGACCCCCUUCUACCCUUUUGAUUGCCGCUGGAAUCAUUUCUGGGAUAUUUUUUCCACCUUCCACGCAGAAAACAGGAGGAAUGAACCGACAGCUAGUGAACAUUUUGACUGCCUUAUUUGCCUUUUUCUUAGAAACACACCACUUCAGGAUGACUUUCUGUAAAGAACAUGAUUCCAGAUCUGGAAAAUCUCCUGCACAGACAUUGUCUCCUUCAGAUUUUUUGGAUAAACUGAUGGGGAGAACGUCAGGUUAUGAUGCAAGAAUAAGGCCUAAUUUCAAAGGUCCUCCAGUAAACGUUACUUGCAAUAUUUUUAUCAACAGUUUUGGAUCAGUCACAGAAACCACAAUGGACUACAGAGUGAACAUUUUUUUGAGACAGCAAUGGAACGACUCCCGUCUUGCCUACAGCGAGUAUCCCGAUGACUCCUUGGAUUUGGAUCCUUCCAUGUUGGACUCUAUUUGGAAACCUGAUCUAUUCUUCGCCAAUGAAAAGGGUGCAAACUUCCAUGAUGUAACCACAGACAACAAACUUCUGAGGAUCUCCAAAAAUGGGAAAGUGUUGUAUAGCAUCAGGCUAACAUUAACCUUAUCCUGUCCUAUGGAUCUGAAGAAUUUCCCCAUGGAUGUACAAACAUGUACAAUGCAACUAGAAAGCUUUGGCUACACAAUGAACGACCUGAUAUUUGAGUGGAUGAGUGACGGUCCCGUGCAAGUAGCGGAAGGCUUGACUCUACCACAGUUUAUUUUGAAAGAAGAGAAGGAACUUGGCUAUUGCACAAAACACUACAAUACUGGAAAAUUUACAUGCAUUGAAGUAAAGUUUCAUUUGGAGCGUCAGAUGGGAUAUUAUUUAAUCCAGAUGUACAUUCCUAGCCUGCUGAUCGUCAUUUUGUCCUGGGUUUCUUUCUGGAUCAACAUGGAUGCUGCUCCAGCCAGAGUUGCCUUGGGCAUCACUACAGUCUUGACAAUGACCACUCAGAGUUCAGGCUCCAGAGCUUCUCUUCCAAAAGUCUCUUAUGUCAAAGCGAUUGACAUCUGGAUGGCUGUUUGUCUUCUUUUUGUUUUUGCGGCAUUACUUGAAUAUGCAGCAGUGAAUUUUGUGUCAAGGCAACACAAGGAAUUUCUAAGACUCCGGAGAAGGCAGAGAAGACAAAACAAGGAAGAAGGUGGUGCUCGUGAUAGCCGGUUUAAUUUUGGUGGCUAUGGGAUGGGCCAUUGCCUACAGGUGAAAGAUGGCACUGCAGUCAAAGCCACUCCUCCCAUCCCUCCGCCUCCGCCUCCACCUCUACCAAAGGAUUCAGAGUCCAUCAAAAAGAAGUUUGUUGACCGUGCCAAAAGGAUUGAUACAAUAUCCCGAGCUGCAUUCCCGCUUGCCUUUCUCAUCUUCAAUAUAUUUUACUGGAUUACAUACAAAAUUAUACGUCAUGAGGAUAUUCACAAAAAGUAAACAGUGCUUUGUGAGCUGGGACCUUUCUAGCCAAAGUGACUCACUUGUAAAUAGAGAGUGAAAUGUCUUUUUUCUGUCAUUGAGACAGAUGGUUUGUUGUCUUGUGAUUCUAAAGAGGCCAGGGGUGGGGCUGAAGAAAACAAAAAGAAAAGUUUUGGUAACAGUUGCACAAAACAAGAUGCUAUUGGAUCACAAAAUGAGGCUGUUCUUACCUACUUAUGGCAUGGUUCUUCCAGACUCUUGUCAAGAUAAAACAAAGCUAAAUGGGGCCAAUUUUGUUUCUUCCCAAAAAUCCAUGUUUCUUCCCCGUUCCCCUAUUUAAAGAACACUUAGCAUAUACUAUGGGGGCUCUCUGUAAUGGCCACACCUCUAUGGCUUUUAAGAGGACCAAACCUUUUUUCAGAGUAAUGUUGCCUUUCUAUAUGAAACAAAGCCUACUAAACUACAUUCCUUUAAUGUCUGCAGUUAGUGGCUUACCCAGAAGUCCCUUUGUGGAUUGUAAAUUAUUUCUACUAACGGGGUGGGGAAAGAUUUAUACUUUAAUAUCCUUGUUGGUGUGCAUUUUAAUAUACUUGCUUUCUUAGAACUGUAACUUUCGAGUCCAACUUGUGUAGAGUGUGGUUGAUUUCAUUGCUUCCACUUGUGAAAACAACAGCUUGUUUUUAAUCUUGGUUCUAAGUAAUGACGGCCAGAUGCCUAAAAGAACAGGAUGGCUGUUAUUUGCAGAGUUGUACAGAAAAGGAAAUUUCUUUUGCAAACUCUCUUUUUACACAAUGCAGAGCCAGCCCAAGACACUUUGAUGGCUGAGGUGAACAAAAAACAAUGGCCAGACAAAUUUCCCUUUCUCCCUCCCGCCCUCCCUUCCUUCUGACCUACCGUUCUUAGAAUAUUUAGUCACCAUGUGCCCCAAGUGGUGCAGCAGGCUAAACCACUGACCUAUUGAACUUGCUAACUGAAAGGUUGGCAGUUCAAAUCCAGAGAGCAGGGUGGGCUCCCGCUGUUAGCCCCAGUUCUGCCAACCUAGCAGUUCGAAAACAUUCAAAUAUGAGUAGAUCAAUAGGUACUGCUCCAGCAAGAAGACAACAGUGCUUCAUGCAAUCAUGCCGACCACAUGACAUUGGAGGUAUCUACAGACAACGCCAGCAAUUCGGCUUAGAAAUAGAGAUGAGCACCAACCCCCAGAGUCGGACACAACUACACUUAAUGUCAGGGGAAAACCUUUACCUUUACCCUAUGUGCAAAAAAGAAAUUUGUCCAAGUUUUAAAGAUGUCACCUCCUGAGAGGAGUGGUUGCCAAUUUUCUCUUCAUAAUUAAUAAUGAGACAAAGUCAUCAAUUGUGUCUGAAAAUAGCUAGUUGGGCAUGGCAGUCAUAUCCAAUACUUUCCUCCCACCUCCCAGCAUCUCCCACCAUCUCCCACCUAAGACAUUGGUGUCCCAGAAUAGUGGAGCCAGUUAUGAUUAAACAAACCAGUCUUUUUUCUUUUUCUUUUUUGCAUCUGGCCAGCCUAGUUCUAAGAGAGUGCACUUAAUUUCAUUUCAUUUUUGCCUGGUUAUUUUUUUUUCCAAUUACCUACAUCCAACAUAUGGUGCCAAACUGUAAUUUACCUAUUGUAUUACCCUGUAAUGCACUAUUGAUUAAGAACUUGUCUCCUGGCAUAGCUCAGUUUAGCAUUGACUUUCCAUACUGCUCUCAUUGUAGCUGCAAGUUAAUAGAUCUGUAGGUAAAUAUGACACAUUUACAGACCUCUAAUUUAUAUCUUUAUUAAAAAAAAACAAAAACAAAAAGUGGCUAUCAUUUUAAAUAUCAUUGACUAACUGACAAGUUUUAAAACUGUACUGUGAUUUUCAUAACUUGUUAACCUUUUGGUGCCAGAGCUAUGUGGUCCAACCCCCUUGGUAUGUGUUUUGAAGUAGAAAUAAAAAGAAUUAAAACCCAACCAAAAUUUUGAGCUAUUUUUGCUUCCAAAGUGGGUGAGGUCAAAACCUGUAUUAUUGAAAAUAAAAAAAGAAUUAUGAUUUUAAACUUAUUGUAAAAGGUUUUAUUACCCAAAAAGGUAACUCAAUAAAGCUAAGUGUCUAAUUUA
Anolis carolinensis (green anole) is the source of this 4351-nucleotide messenger RNA. RefSeq names its product glycine receptor alpha 2 (gene glra2). Lineage: Eukaryota; Metazoa; Chordata; Lepidosauria; Squamata; Anolidae. Gene Ontology annotation, molecular function: glycine binding; transmembrane signaling receptor activity; extracellularly glycine-gated chloride channel activity. The transcript has 9 exons. The record is from RefSeq and is a predicted model, not a curated record. Gene Ontology annotation, biological process: chemical synaptic transmission; response to amino acid; nervous system process. The coding region runs from base 899 to 2266 and encodes 455 amino acids. Gene Ontology annotation, cellular component: neuron projection; synapse; postsynaptic membrane.